Messenger RNA from Linum tenue, 444 nucleotides. The record is from the annotation of a GenBank genome assembly. NCBI's taxonomy places the organism in Eukaryota, Viridiplantae, Streptophyta, Magnoliopsida, Malpighiales, Linaceae.
AUGGCUCGACAUCUAAUGAUGCAUCACCAUCAUCACAACAUCACCAUAACACUCACCAAGCAUCUCUCCCUGACCUUGCCCCAGGCAGCCAUGGCUGCCAUGACCUUGGCCCUGUGUGCAUUUGCCCUGUUCCUUUGUGCUUCACACGGUCGAAGAAGAAUAACAAGAUGGCGCAGACACUGGAGCUAUGGCUUCGUCCCCGACCCAGUCAUCCAGCUCGAGAACAAUGGCGCGAUGCUCGUGGACUCCGGAGUCGACGACGAUGGAGGCAGCAGCAUGUUUAGUAUGGAGCAGAGUGGGAUCAAUCCGGUGUGGAAGAAGAACAUCCUGAUGGGAGGGAAGUGUCAGCUCCCUGACUUUUCAGGUGUCAUCAUCUAUGACUCUGAUGGCAAUCACGUCGUUCCUCCUUCCAACAGAAAUCGCCCAAUGCUCACCUGGAAAUGA